This is a messenger RNA of Effrenium voratum, 1833 nucleotides long. The record is from the annotation of a GenBank genome assembly. Lineage: Eukaryota; Dinophyceae; Suessiales; Symbiodiniaceae.
CUCAAGUAGGAUUCGAGGAGGGAUACAUUUCUUAGUCGUUGCCCGCCGGCCGCUCACACCAUGUCUGGCAAUGUGUAUCAACAAACUGCGAUGCUUUUGGACGAUCCCGCUGUGCGGACUUCGUUGGUGACGUUGGAGAACACCAGCAAGGACAGCUUCAAUCGAAAGUGCAAGAUCAUUUGCACCAUGGGGCCCUGCUGCUGGGAAGUGCCGAUGCUCACAAAGCUCAUUGAGCAAGGAAUGAACAUCGCCCGCCUCAACUUCUCCCACGGAGAUCAUGAGACCCAUGGCGCGACUGUGGGUCGCAUCCGAGAGGCGUGCAAGAACAUUCCAGAGAAGCCGGUGGCCAUCCUCCUGGACACCAAGGGCCCGGAGAUCAGGACCGGCUUCUUUAAGGACGAGCUGGCGGGGGGCAAGAUCAACUUGAAGGAGGGCCAGGAGCUGAAGCUGGUCACCGACUACAGCUUUAAGGGCGACGAUAAGACCCUGGCGGUGUCGUACCAGCAGCUGCCUGGUGCAGUGAAGCCAGGCAGCAUCAUUCUGGCAGCGGAUGGCUCUUUGUCUCUGAAGGUGAAGAGCUGUGGUUCGGACCACGUCAUCACUGAGGUGAUGAACGACAUGCAGAUGGGGGAGAAGAAGAACAUGAACCUGCCCGGUGUCAAAGUCGACCUUCCCGUGCUGCAGGACAAGGACAAGAAGGACUUGCUGGAGUUCGGGUGCCCUCAGAACGUGGACUUCAUCGCCGCGAGCUUUGUGCAGGACGCCAAGGACAUCAAGCUCAUCCGCGACACCUUGGGCGUGCAUGGCCGCGGCAUUAAGAUCAUCUCGAAGAUCGAGAACCAGGAGGGCAUCAACAACAUUGAUGAGAUCAUUGAGGCCACGGAUGGAGUCAUGGUGGCACGUGGUGAUAUGGGCAUGGAGAUCGACAUUGAGAAGGUUGGUCUUGUGCAGAAGAUGAUCAUCUCCAAGUGCAAUCUCAAGGGCAAAUUUGUGGUCACCGCCACUCAGAUGCUGGAUUCCAUGGAGCGGGCGCCGCGCCCCACCCGAGCGGAGGCUACAGAUGUCCUGAACGCGGUGCUGGACGGCUCGGACGUGGUGAUGCUUUCCGGUGAGACGGCAAAUGGCAAGUUCCCGGAGCAGGCUGUGGCCACCAUGCGGCAUAUCUGCGAGAGGGCGGAGAGGGUGAUCGACUACAAGGCCCUCUAUUUGCACAUCCGCCUGGCUGUCAUGGAUGCCAGCCAAGGAAUGGGCAUUGACCCCAUCGAAUCCAUUUGCUCAUCAGCUGUCAAGACCGUGGUGGACUCUGAUUGCAAGCUGAUCAUCGCCUUCUCGAGGACUGGGCGUGCUGCCCGGAUCGUGGCCAAGUAUCGCCCGCCUUGCCCCAUCCUGGCAAUCACGGCCAGCGAGCAGACCCUCCGCCAGCUUCUGGCCACACGUGGCGUGGUGCCGGUGCUCACGGCCUCCUUCCAGGGCACGGAUCAGGUGAUCUCCAAGGCCUUGGCCAAAGCCAAGGAGUUCGGCAUGGUGGAGUCUGGCGACAAUGUGUGCGCACUGCACGGCCAGAAGGAGGAAUCCACAGACUCCAACCUCCUCAAGGUGGUCGUCGUCCCGUGAUUUUGAGAGGGCAAAGACGGGCGCAGGCACAGAGGUGCAAAGGUUUCUUGCGGCUGACUGAAGGGCGGCCAUCACUGCAACACCUUGCACGACAUGAAUCCGAAAUGCGGACCCACAUCCCUCCUUUGCGCUGGAAGCUUGUCCGGUGCCAUGUCGAUUUAACAGAUAGCUCCAGAAUUUUCCGCAGACUGGGGACAGACCAGCAGAGAAGCGGACAGG